UUUUUGGGGAUUUUAGCUGAAAACAAAAAGAGCCCAAUUCCAAAUAAUAUUAAAAUUACGACGAAAAACAGCCAUCACUCGCAACUAAUGAAAUAAAUCUGGCGUUAGCUCAAUGUCUUCAGCGCAGCGUCAGAAACAGUUCGACCUGAACCGCGGCAGAAACGCCACAGUGAGUGAGAAAACGAAAACUAUGAACACGAACUCGAGUUCUCCCGGACAGCGCAAGCUGCAGAUCUCGAUGGAGCGUUUGCAAGUGCAACAGCCAAAUAUCAAUAGACGUGCCGCCGGCUCCAAUUGGCAGGCGGCAGCAGCCACUGGCACCGAGAACCAAAAACAUACAGCCCAAACUGGCAAUGGAGACGCAAACGCGGCACUAACCAAAUCGGCGCGUGCGCGUCUAAAGCGCAAGGCACAGCGCAAUCGCAUCUUGGCCAUGGACUGUGAGAUGGUGGGCGUGGGUUUCAACGGACAGGAUGAUAUGCUGGCGCGUGUGUCUAUCGUAAACAAAGUGGGCGAGGUGCUGCUGGACAAGCAUGUUAAGCCCCGCGAGCCAGUGACAGAUUAUCGCACAAGUAUUUCGGGCAUACGCCCGCAUGACAUCGAGAACGCCGAGGAGUUUAAAGAUGUGCAAGAUGAGGUAGUCAAGCUGCUACACGGCAAAAUACUGGUUGGCCACGCUCUGCGCAAUGAUCUCGCCGUCCUGAGCAUAAAGCAUCCCGUGGCCCAAAUUCGUGAUACCUCUCGCUAUAAGCCGCUCUGUAAGCUCGUCUCAAAUGGACACACACCAAGCCUCAAGCGCCUUACAUUGGCCGUUCUGGGCCAGGAGAUACAGACCGGGGAGCACAACUCUGUGGAGGAUGCACGCGCCGCAAUGGGCAUCUAUAAUCGAAUUGCAGCUGAUUGGGAGAAAUAUCUAGAGAAGCGUCAACAUCAUAAAUGACAAAGAAAGAAGAAUCUGUAGCAUUAAGUGUUUAACAAUUGAGUUUUUUAAAUGAAACACGUUUUGUAAAUGUAUAUAUAAAGUGUUGAACUGAAGCUAUGUAUCUAAA
Messenger RNA from Drosophila virilis, 1049 nucleotides. RefSeq names its product RNA exonuclease 4. The record is from RefSeq and is a predicted model, not a curated record. Gene Ontology annotation, cellular component: nucleus. Gene Ontology annotation, biological process: rRNA processing. Lineage: Eukaryota; Metazoa; Arthropoda; Insecta; Diptera; Drosophilidae. Gene Ontology annotation, molecular function: nucleic acid binding; 3'-5' exonuclease activity.